AUGACUGAAGCUUUCCCCGGUGCCUUGGUAGGCCCAUCAUCCAAAGAGAGGAAAUACGACCGGCAACUGCGGCUGUGGGCUGCAAGCGGUCAACAAGCGCUCGAGGAAGCACGGGUACUGCUAGUCAACUCCGAUGGCCCAUGGGGUAAACAGAGCACCGGCGUCUCCGGGGUAGUCGGAGUAGAGACCCUCAAGAACCUCGUGCUUCCUGGCAUUGGUGGUUUUACCAUCGUAGACCCUGCGGUGGUAACGGAGCCUGACCUGGGGGUCAACUUCUUCCUUGAGGAAAAUAGUCUUGGGAAGUCUCGAGCCCAGGAGACGUGUCGCUUGCUGAAAGAACUAAACCCCGACGUAGAAGGAAACUUUGAAUCCAAGCCGGUCACCGAGCUUCUGCAAGACCCCGAAUUUCUACCACAAUUCAAACUGGUACUGGUCUCAGGUCCGGCCAACAAGUCGACCUUGAUCACUCUCAGCAGUGCUGCCAAAGCUCUUGGCAUUCCUGUCCUGUAUACGCGCUCAGUGGGUUUCUACUCCACCUUUUCUCUCCAGCUUCCAGCUGUUUUCCCCAUAGUAGAGACACAUCCGGACCCCGAAAGCACGCAGGACCUUCGGUUGCUCAACCCCUGGCCUGAAUUGGCAGCUACUCUGGCUAGCAUUAGCAACUUGGAGGCUCUGGACGACCAUCAACAUGGCCAUGUUCCUUACAUCUUACUCUUGCUUCACUAUCUGGAAAAGUGGAAGGAGACCCACGACGGAAACGUCCCCUCCAACUACAAAGAGAAAACCGCAUUCAGAGAACUAGUGCGGUCUGGUGCACGAACGGCCAACCCCGAAGGUGGCGAGGAGAAUUAUGAUGAGGCCGUGGCCGCAGUCCUGAAGUCACUGAACCCUUUCACUUUGCGGAGCUCAAUCCGCGAGAUCUUCGAGAUGGACGAGUGCCACAAUCUGACCUCAAAUUCGGCGGAUUUCUGGCUCAUCGCAUCAGCGAUCAGGGAGUUCUACACGAAACACAACGUACUCCCGCUGCCAGGCUCGUUGCCUGACAUGAAAGCAGAGUCAGCCGACUACGUAUCGCUGCAGAACAUUUACAAGUCUAAGGCCCGGAAGGAUAUGGCAGAGGUCGUUGAGGUCGUUCGGAGGCUUGAAGCAGAACUCAGCCCCCGACCUGCGCAAGUUGCGGAAAAGGACAUUGAAGUCUUCUGUAAGAAUGCGGCUCAUAUCAAGGUCAUUCAUGGUCGAGACCUUCCUCAAUUGAACGGUGAGAAGCACAAUGUGAAAGCCAUUAACAAUGCUCUGGGGGACCCCGAGUCACUGGUCUUGGCUUUCCUCGGCUUCGAUAUUCUUGAUAGUAUAAUCACCGAUAUACAGAGCGGCAAGCAAAACGAGGCAGCGUUGGAUUCCGCCCUCGCGUGGGAGGCAGGAGUGGAUCGGGUGAUUCAGUCCCUUACGUCGGAGGCCUCGGCAGCCAUCGACGAGGAGACCAAAGAGCGAAUUAUUCAGGCAACUCAAGAGCUCCGGCGAACGCAAGGCGGAGACUUGCACAAUGUGUCUGCUCUCACAGGAGGGCUAGUCGCGCAGGAGGCCCUCAAGGUCAUAACAAGGCAGUAUGUCCCCUUGGACAACACCUGUGUAUUUGAUGGGAUUAAAAGCCGCAGUGAGAUGUAUAGACUUUGA
Aspergillus japonicus CBS 114.51 is the source of this 1674-nucleotide messenger RNA. Its product is annotated as NEDD8-activating enzyme E1 regulatory subunit. Gene Ontology annotation, cellular component: cytoplasm. The transcript has 2 exons. NCBI's taxonomy places the organism in Eukaryota, Fungi, Ascomycota, Eurotiomycetes, Eurotiales, Aspergillaceae. The coding region runs from base 1 to 1674 and encodes 557 amino acids. The record is from RefSeq and is a predicted model, not a curated record. Gene Ontology annotation, molecular function: NEDD8 activating enzyme activity. Gene Ontology annotation, biological process: protein neddylation.